AUGAGUUCAUGCAUAUUGUGGUUGCUUUUCUUGCAAGUGACUGUGCUCUCUUUUUCCAUCACGUUACAUGGAGGAAAUGAGACAGACAAACUCUCUUUGAUUGCUUUCAGGGCUCAAGUUCCCUUUGGAAGGAUGAACUCUUGGAACGAAUCAGUACACUUCUGCGAGUGGCCAGGUGUUACAUGUGGACGUCUGCAUCAGAGAGUUGUAGAGCUUGACCUUCAUUAUCGACUGAUGUUGAACCUGGGAUCAACUCUUUUAAUUAGUGGUGAAAUCCCAGUCAACAUUUCAAGUUGCUCGAAUCUCCUGAAUCUUGAUUUGGAGCGUAACAAUCUUACUGGUAAGCUUCCUGCACUACUUAGGAUUAGCGAGGCUUCACCAGAAGUUUCCGGUCAAUUAUCUUCUGAUCAGACCAGCUCUGUUGGUUUAAAAGGCACCAUUGGCUAUGCAGAACCAGAUCUUGCGGCUGUGAUUGGUUUGAUCUUGAAGUUGAUCGGACGAUCAGGAUUGAAUGGGCUACGAUCUGGUGUGUCGCGGUGUACCGAGUGA
Molecule: messenger RNA, 549 nt
Organism: Populus euphratica (Euphrates poplar)
Lineage: Eukaryota; Viridiplantae; Streptophyta; Magnoliopsida; Malpighiales; Salicaceae
Product: LRR receptor-like serine/threonine-protein kinase EFR
Exons: 3
Coding region: 1-549 (182 amino acids)
Source: RefSeq, a predicted model, not a curated record